AUGCAUCUACCUACCCAGCUGGCUCUGCUCCUUCUUUCCUAUACAGCCUGCACAUCGGCAGGUUUCUUCGGUGCUCGUGGGGGCAAUCGCGGCGGCAAUGACAUUCUCAACAAGGAGGCGAUGAAAGAAGCGCAUCCGCGAGACGACACGGCCACCCGGGCCUUCUCAGACACGUCCAUCCAGAGCAAAAGCGGCCAAUGUCUUUCCGUCGACCCUCGCUCCGGCGACUUUCGGGCCAACUUUACCCCCGUGCAGUUAAAGGACUGCAAUACUUCGUCUCGUCGUCAGCAAUGGGACAUUAUCACCUCGGGCGAGCAUAUCGACGAGCCCGGGUUCGUCCUUCUUGUCAGCACCCGCACGCAGGCUUGCUUCACUGCGGACCCCAGGCGAGAUCCUGGCUCGCAAAUCCACCUCUUCAGCUGCGGUGGCAGGGCUGAUGGCAGUGGUGACGUGUCCUCUUCGCAGUUGUUCGCCUCGGAUGGCCCUCUUGAUAACAUGCGUUUCUCUCCGCAGAAUGGACCAGGGUUCUGUCUCACUGCCAACGAGGACGUUGUCGAUAUUACAAGAUGCGACGCGCAAGACGACAGCCAGCGAUUCGUUGUCAAUGGUGGAAGUGUCUAG
Emericellopsis cladophorae is the source of this 621-nucleotide messenger RNA. RefSeq lists its product as uncharacterized. Lineage: Eukaryota; Fungi; Ascomycota; Sordariomycetes; Hypocreales; Bionectriaceae. The transcript has a single exon. The coding region runs from base 1 to 621 and encodes 206 amino acids. The record is from RefSeq and is a predicted model, not a curated record.